Aureobasidium namibiae CBS 147.97 is the source of this 678-nucleotide messenger RNA. Its product is annotated as DUF1000-domain-containing protein. The transcript is spliced from 2 exons. Gene Ontology annotation, cellular component: nucleus. The record is from RefSeq and is a predicted model, not a curated record. NCBI's taxonomy places the organism in Eukaryota, Fungi, Ascomycota, Dothideomycetes, Dothideales, Saccotheciaceae. The annotation marks the transcript as partial.
AUGUCGCACUGUCACGACGAACACGAUGGUCAUGGCCACGACCACAGCCAUGCCCACGGCGCCCACGAUCACUCGGACGACAUCACACCAGCUCUGCAGAACAGCCUCUACCGACAGAUCGACUUUGACGCCAUCAACACACUGAACGAGAGCGCCUCGGGCUCUGGAAGUGAAGUUUGCAAGAAGACCUGGGAUGAGCGGCUGAACCCCGAGCCCGACCUCUGCAGCGAUGCCGACGAACAAUUGCUGAUGCACAUCCCCUUCACCGCCCAGAUCCGUCUCCGUUCCAUCAUGAUCCGCACAUCGACAUCCGACUCGGCGCCUCUGACCCUCAAGCUCUUCAUCAACCGCGACGACCUCGAUUUCAGCACCGCCUCAGAGGUUCACCCAACCCAAACCCUGUCACUAUCACAGACCAACGAUAUCCAAGAAGUCCCCGUCAAGCGCGCUCUGUUCAACACGGUGCGCUCGUUGGACCUGUUCUUUGAGGACAACUGGGGACGAGGCGAUGAGGACGAGACUCGCAUUUCGUACUUGGGCUUCAAGGGUGAGUGGAUGGCUCUGAACCGUGAGCCCAUCAACUUCGUCUACGAGGCUGCUGCCAAUCCUAGUGAUCACAAGAUGGUCUCUGGCGUCAGAGGUGAACUGGAAAGUCGUUUGGGAGGUGCAGGUGGCCGG